AUUUUUAAUUUUGGCUUGGCGGGCACCAAAGCAGCAGAGCAGCUGCCUGUGGUACCAUUACCAGUAAAGCGACAAGAGGCGUGAGUAGUGGACAAAAAGCUUUCGCUUCGCUCCCUCCCCGAUGCGCUCCUUUACCACAUCAUUUCAAAUGGCCUUUCCUGUUUUUUUACCAUCUCACCCCUCGGCGGCUCAGCCGACGACACUCUCCGUUCGAUCAUGUCCAUUCUCGACAUUCCAUCAGAACCCUCACCCCCCAUCCCACUAAACCUACCCCGUUCCCUCUCAGCCUCUGCAACGCCUUGCGGCGUCAAUGGCCAGGUUGUAACCAAAGCCCGAGGGAAUGAUGUCGAAGCAACCUGGAAGAGAGGCCAGGGCGGAGGCUGUUGUGCUCCUCCUCCUCUUCUCCUCUGCUGCGGCACUGACCACCGAUGGCCUCGCCCUCCUCGCUCUCAAGUCCGCCGUCUCAGUCGACCCUACCGGUGCCCUCGCCAGCUGGCUCGACUCCGACGCCAGCCCCUGCUCCUGGACCGGCAUCACCUGCCGCCUUGACCGCGUCGUCGCCCUUUCCCUCCCCGAUCGCGCCCUCGCCGGCUACCUCCCCUCCGAGCUCUCCCUCCUGUCCGCCCUCGAGUCGCUCGCCCUCCCCGGCAAUCGCCUCUCUGGUCCAAUCCCCGCCGCCCUCGCUGCCCUCGGCGGCCUCGCCGAGCUUGACCUCUCACGCAACAACCUCUCCGGUACCAUCCCGCCCGAACUCGGUCAGCUGACGUCCCUCGCUCACCUCGACCUCUCCUCGAACAUCCUUAGCGGGCUCCUGCCCCCGGCCAUCGCCACCCUUCCGCGCCUCUCCGGCGUGCUGAACCUUUCCUGCAACCUGCUCUCUGGUCCGAUUCCGGCGGCGUUCGGCGACAUUCCGGUCGACGUGAGUCUAGACCUCCGGCAGAAUAACCUCUCCGGCGAGAUCCCGCAGGUUGGGCCCCUCCUCAGCCAGGGACCCACCGCCUUCGCCGAGAACCCAGGCCUCUGCGGCUUUCCUCUGAAGAACCCGUGCACGACCCCGAGGCAAGACCCCAAGAUCCCCCAGCCGAACCCUAACAUCAGUCUGAACCCUAGCGAUGCUACCCCUCGUCCAAUCGAUGCGGAAAAGCGGAGGAGGUCUGCGAGCACGAUCCCCAUCCUCGCCGGUGUCGUGCUGGCUUCCAUCGCCUCGAUCCUCCUCCUUCAGUGGCACUUCCGUCGGCGGAGCGCCUCCGGGGAGGGCAAGGCCUCCAAGAUCGAGAUAGGCUCCUCGCCCGGCUACGGUAGCUCUGCGGUGGGGGGCUCGCGAGCUGAGGAGCGUAGGGAAGGGCACGCGUCGGAGAUUUACGCGGCGGUGGACGAGGGGUUUGGGAUGGAGCUGGAGGAGCUGCUCCGGGCGUCGGCGUACGUGGUGGGGAAGAGCCGGAGCGGGAUCGUGUACAAGGUGGUCGUGAACCGGGGGGCCUCCGCCGUUGCGGUGCGUCGCCUCAGCGAGGCAGACGACGACGACGAUCCCGGGGCCGGAGCAGGCGACGAGUGGCGGCGGCGCCGAGCGUUUGAGUCGGAGGCGAUCACAAUCGGGCGGGCGAAGCAUCCCAAUGUGGUCCGCCUGCUCGCCUACUACUACGCCCCGGACGAGCGCCUACUUAUCUACGACUACAUUCCCAACGGCACGCUGCACGCCGCCCUCCACGGUGGACCUCAAAAUCCGACGGCUUCGACGCUUCCGUGGGCGACGAGGCUGAACAUACUUCAAGGGGUUGCGCGCGGGCUAGCUUACCUGCACGAGUUCAGCCCCCGGAAGCACGCCCACGGGGACAUCACGUCGUCCAAGAUCCUCCUUGACGACGACUUCCGGUCGCACAUCUCCGGCUAUGGCCUCGCUCGUCUCGUCUCCUCCGGGUCUCACCAGAAGCUGGCCCACUCGGCGUCGAAGAAGUUGGCGGUGCCCAGGGCGGGGACCGGGUACCUGGCCCCUGAGGCGCGAGGACCGGGGGCGUCUUCGGCAUCAUCGACGCAGAGAGGGGACGUGUUCGCGUUCGGGGUGGUGGCGCUGGAGGUGGUGACGGGCCGACCGGCGGACGCAGAUCUGGAGGCGUGGGUGCGGGGGGCGUUCAAGGAGGAGCGGCCGCUGUCGGAGGUGGUGGACCCGGCGCUGCUGCACGAGGUGCACGCCAAGCGGGAGGUGCUCGCCGUGUUCCACGUCGCCCUCGGGUGCACCGAGGCCGACCCGGAGCUCCGGCCCCGGAUGCGGACCGUGGCCGAAAGCUUGGACCGGAUCGGCGCGACUCGGUGACCCGGACCGCCCGGUGCGUUUUGUUUGUGUCUUGAACUGCUGUACCUUUCUCUAUGCAUGAGUAGGUAAUAUUUUUAUUUAGAUUAGAGCAGAGAGGAAGGGCUUCUCGUUCUACCCAAAUUGCACGUUAUUUGUGGGGUGGGGCGGCGUUGGUGGUAGUAAUGGUGUUACUGUCGGACCAGUUUUUGCCACUCUGAAAGAAGGUAAAUUUGGGCGUUGGUGGUGGUGGUGGUGGUAAUGGUG
Molecule: messenger RNA, 2554 nt
Organism: Musa acuminata subsp. malaccensis (wild Malaysian banana)
Lineage: Eukaryota; Viridiplantae; Streptophyta; Magnoliopsida; Zingiberales; Musaceae
Product: receptor protein kinase-like protein ZAR1
Biological process (GO): protein phosphorylation
Molecular function (GO): ATP binding; protein binding; protein kinase activity
Source: RefSeq, a predicted model, not a curated record